This is a messenger RNA of Penicillium longicatenatum, 2499 nucleotides long. RefSeq lists its product as uncharacterized. Lineage: Eukaryota; Fungi; Ascomycota; Eurotiomycetes; Eurotiales; Aspergillaceae. The record is from RefSeq and is a predicted model, not a curated record. The transcript is spliced from 2 exons. Bases 1 to 2499 code for a protein of 832 amino acids.
AUGUCGGCCGAUCCGCCCCGCAGACGUCGAUCAUCCUUCUCAGAACGCUUCCAGCGCGUCUUUAGUGGUGAUCGAGUGGAUCAAACAGACAAGAAACGCCAAAGUGUAGGACCAGGCACCCCGCCAACCCUGUCCCGUGUUUCAGUUCGACCGAGCGAUGACAAUGAUUCCAAGUCAGCAGCAACUGCCGCGCUAUCGAUGCCUGAUGAUGCAGCGCUCAGCUCCUUCAAUUUCUCGUCGGACUCUCGUAUUCCUUCUCUCAGCACUACAGGCUCCAGCGCAUCUGUUCACGCAGCCCCCAAGGACGAGGACUCCACGCAAAUGACAACGGAGGCUAAGCACGCGACAGAAGGCGAUCGGAAAUGCUCCUCGCCAACAUGGGGAAAAGAGAAACCACGGAACGAGAGGCGAGCGACCAAGCGACUGGAGGCAGAGAGGAAAGAGAUGGAGAAGCGUAUGCUUAAAAUAGAGCAAUCCCAGACCCAGCAGGAUUUUGCCAACUUUGAUCGCAACUCCCGCCGCUUGGUCAAGAAACAAAAAGGGAGCUCGGAACGUUCAUCCAGUGCUGGCAGUUCGCGAUUGAGGUCGUCAUCUCUUACGCGAUUCUUUACGCGCUCUCGUCGGGGCUCCCAAUCAGGGAAUGAAAGUGACGCUGAAUCUACCCGUGGCUCCACUGAUACAAAUCCAGCAGCUCCUGUUGCACCAUCAAUCCCAUUGGCACUAGAGGAACGUUUUGGGGCUGAUGUCUCACGGGAGUUAGCGACCCGACACGGAACCACCUUGAUCCCUGCGAGUCAGCUCGCAUCAAAACAAUCUUCUCGAUCAGUCUCAUCUCAGCCUCAGAAAGCGCAGCGCUUACACCAUACCCCAAUAAAGUCAGACGAUCUUCGAGAAAACUGGAAGAUGGCCGAGGAGUGGCAGAAGACACAGGGCCAGGCCGGUGCAGGUCUUAUCCAGCCUGAGAACAUGGCCGGGGGACAGCAAUCCCCUCGAGUAUCAUUGUAUGGAACAGAUCUUGACCAAGAAUUAUCUUUAACUUCAAAGAACAGGAGGCAGACCCCUAAGACCCCCAAUACUGGCUCUUCAAGCGCCGGAGACCCGACCUAUCAGGCGGGUCUGUCUUCGAAAACCACUCCAGAGAGUGUUCCACAAGACGACCCCUCGGCUAUGCGUAUCACAACCGUGCAGCAGCUGCGUGAAUUCUCUAGCACGAUGUCAGAGGAAUCGCCUACUUCAUACAGCACAGUGAAUAUCCAGUCACCCAUAUCUGUCGAACAAUACCCUCCGAGGAACCGUGUGGAAACGACUCCGCAAAGUCAUCAAAGAGCGUACAAAUCCUCACCUUUAGCCAUGAACCCAAACAUCCCUGACAGCCCGACCGAGUCAUCAAAUGUCGACCCUUCGCUACGAAAGAACCUGGAUUUGCCCAAGCCCUUGCGAAUCUCAAAGAUUCCUCAAUUUGAGGAGCCCCAGGGGCGCAAUCAACAAUCGACAGCAGUCUCCACGCCCGAAAAUACUCAAUUUCAGCCAAAUAGGGCUAGUCCUAGUGCCAAACGGGACUCAUAUGGAGCAUGGCCAUUGACUGGGAACGAAGCUCAGCAGGAGAGCCGCAAUUCUCGAACAGAAUACCAGGAGCGACAAAUGCCGGGAGAAUCCAGGCACUCUCAUGCGAUAGCUCCUCCCAAGCACCCGGGUCGACAUAGUCUUGAAGAUCACACUCCCAAGUGGACAAGCAAUAAGAACCCGGCAGAGCAUGCCUUAGGUGAUGCACAACAGGGCUCCAAAGAGUCCCAAAUUCAUCACCUCUCUCCGCGCAGGGUCACCGACGGAGGAAUCUCUCCAGUGGGCUGGAAUAGCCCAGACCAUAGACGGUCAUCGAUCUCAUCGCAAGCAUCAAGCUACAAUACAGCCGACGAAGAAAAGCUCGACGUACCUCCACGAUCGAAACGAACAUCCCUCCCAGCCCCCGAACCCAAAGAACCGAAGCCCACCGUUCCCGCAGAAGACGCUACAAUGAAAGAAAUACCCAGAGGUCCCAUCGGUCCCCGCACAAAACCCCCAUUAGCCUCUGGACCCUUAAGCAUGCUACGCAAAAACCCCAUGCAAAAGAUGAAACCACCUCGAUCAGACGACGUUCUCGCCAAACUGUUUGUCAUCUGUUGUCAAUGCAAGUACUGGCACGAUAUGCCAUCAGAGGUGUAUGCCAAAUUUUCCAGUCCGGAACGCCUUCCGCCGGGAUCUAGGUUAGCAAGAACAUUUUCACGACGAAAUUCGGGGAAGAACUCGAUUUUCUCUUCGGAUCCUGAUGAUCCGCGACGGAUGCCUGUUCCGAGGCGCGGGCCUCCUAAUGGGCAGCCAAGGCCUGGGGGUGGCCCUGCGAUACCUCCUCAGCAGGGACCUGUUUCCCGGCAUCAAUGCUGCUGGUGUGCGCAUGGCAUGAGUAAAGCUUGUUGUCAGGGUUGGACUGCGCUUGUUCAUAUGCGCGAGCGGUAUCAUUGA